CGGAACUCCGCAGCACAGCACCGCCUCACCGCUCCGGCAAAGCCGGCUGUUUGCCGGCUGCGGGAAGCUGGUUUCCCUCUGGAAACGCGUGCAGGCACGUUCAAGCCAGGAAGAGAACCGGAUCCCUGGAGAUCAUUGCCACAAACGUGCGUAACUGAAACCCGCAGCCAUGCUGAAACAGAUACUAUCGGAGAUGUACAUCGAUCCUGACCUGCUGGCAGAACUCAGCGAGGAGCAGAAGCAGAUCCUCUUCUUCAAGAUGAGGCAGGAGCAGAUCAGACGGUGGAAAGAAAGAGAAGCUGCUGCAGACAAGGUCUCAGCAAAGAAGCCAACACCAAAAAAAGCCAGCACGAAGUCAGUGAAAUGGAAGCUAGGUGCCGACAACGAUGUCUGGGUGUGGGUGAUGGGUGAGCAUCCUUCAGAUAAAUCAUAUGCAGCCAUCUGUGAAGAGAUCCAGGCACAAAAGGCAAAGCAGUUAGCAAAUGAGCAAGGCAAGGAGGCCAGAGAGACAGACAGCGCUGUAAUACAGCCUCUGCAACCACAGCCGGAAGUCCUGGGUGAGACAGAAGUUCAGGGAAACAAUAAAAACACUGUAGAGGAACAGAAAGAUGAGGCGAGAAAAAACUCUGCUGGUACAACUGGGAAAAGCCAAGAGCUAAAAAAGAGGGAAGCCCGGGAUGUUCACCAGAUGCUGGCAGACUGCCAGAUGAGGAAGGGUGGCUUCUCACAGAUGAAGGAAGGACACAGGAGAAAUUCAGGAGAAGAAACUACAGUCCCGCUGAAGGCAUUACCACAAAGCCACACAUGCUCAGAAAGCCAGAGGAUGUUGCAGAAAUCGGAUGAGAAUGAGCCGGAAUGGCAAGAAUCCUUGCGGAAAUCCAAGGCAGCAGACGAGAAGAGGCGCUCUCUCGCACGGCAGGCCAGAGAUGACUACAGGAGGCUUUCACUGCAGGGAGCCCACAGAGGGAAGCAGGCAGACAUAUCCAAGAAUGCCACAGCAGGAGAUCGGCGACCGCUCCAAUACCCUCCUCUCCCACCCAAGCCCAAACUUCUACCUUCUGUGAUGGCGAAUGGCAGAGCAGUUAGGAAAGAGGGAAUCCAGAGGACAAUCUCCAAUUCAGCUGAAGAAAGCAUCAUCAAGUGGUUCAAAGAGGAGCAAUUCCCCCUUCGAGCUGGCUAUCAGAAAACCACAGACACGAUAGCACCUUGGUUUCAUGGUAUCCUAACCUCUAGGAAAGCAGAGGAGCUUCUGAGUAAAACAGUGCCGGGGAGUUUCCUGGUCCGUGUCAGUGAGAAAAUCAAAGGCUACGUGCUUUCCUAUCGGUCUGAAGAAGGAUGUAAACAUUUCCUUAUUGAUGCCUCCAGUGAUUCCUACAGCUUCCUUGGAGUGGACCAGCUACAACAUUCAACACUGGCUGACCUUGUUGACUACCACAAGGAUGAACCCAUCACUUCUAUGGGAAAGGAGCUGUUGCUUUACCCAUGUGGUCAAGAAGACCGUGAACCAGAUUACAUCUCUCUCUUUGAGUGAACCUCCCAGUAUUAUUACGCAGCCCCGUGCCUGUUUUUACCAAGAGUGGACUUCAAACUGGAAGCUGCUGAUGCUUACCUGAAACUUGCCAUAAGUGCCUCUAUUUCAAAUCCUUCACAACAAAGCAGUGGGAGGAUAAGUGCUGUCACGGGCUUGUCAUUUCAACAGAGUUAAAGGAUGCAUCAACCCAGCAAGCUACAAAACACCCAGAUACAUCAUGCAUGUUGUUGUGGAUUAGACAAUGAAGUAUCAGUUGAACAGAGAUUUUUGCAGAUUUCCUCAGGGAUAUCGAUGUUGAAGCUGCGUUUUGCUCUUGAAUGCAAGGAUGCCUGCCAUCUGAGAAAUAGAUUGGUACCUACAACUGAAUGAGAUCAUAGCUUCCUGAAGGCACCAAACAACUUGGAGAAGUAGUUUUCAUAAUGUGAAACUUAAUCCUGUAAAAUGCUGUGCCCUUGGAAUCAAGGAUGUUCAAGUAAAACAUCCAAGCACGCCCUUGGUGCCUUUCAGUGAAAUGUGUUCUCUGAAGAGGGAUUUUUAUGAAAAAUGCAUUUUAAAAACCCCUUUAGCAUCUGAAUAUAGACCCUCAGUUUUUUAACCUGUAUCUAAAUCCCACACUAGCCUUUAUGCACAGAGGGGAAUUAACCUUUUGCAAGGGAAUGGAGAAGGGAUGCAGGCAUUUGUUUGAAAGAAACACAGGCACAGAGCCUAAACAGUGUAAGAAAUAGGGCCUGUAUCAGUAUUAGCACAGUUUACAGAAGUGCUUGCCAGUAAAUAAUGCUGCUUUUCAGAACAGAGUUAUUUAUUACAAGUUGUGUCCAGGUUACUGGGACGCAGCUGGUGUGAACCGUAUUACAGAACUUUUUCUUUCAACAAAA
Molecule: messenger RNA, 2406 nt
Organism: Numida meleagris (helmeted guineafowl)
Lineage: Eukaryota; Metazoa; Chordata; Aves; Galliformes; Numididae
Gene: SH2D4A
Product: SH2 domain containing 4A
Exons: 10
Coding region: 170-1531 (453 amino acids)
Cellular component (GO): cytoplasm
Molecular function (GO): phosphatase binding
Source: RefSeq, a predicted model, not a curated record